AUGGCUAGCUGUUCGGAGGCACGUCGUCUAUUCUGCUGGUUUGGUUCGUUCCAUGCUCUCCUUUUGUCGUUAUGUUUCCCUGGUUUCGUCAGUAUUGCUUCAGUUUCUACGAUGCUUAGUGGACGAACCCGUGCUCUACUCGUACGUUGUAUGAAGUUAUCGAUGCCACAGAAACGUGUGAGGCUAACAUAUACGUCCUCUGGUUUCACCUCUCCGGGGGAAACUGUUACUAAGCAGAUCAAGUUUAUAUGUGGAGAUGAGACGUUUACUGGAACCGGCAAAAUAGAAGAAGACAUACUAGAUGUCGUACUCAACAACGAUAUACCUUUGGAUGGUUUUGGUGCUUGCGAAGGAAUGCUUGCAUGUUCUACGUGCCAUGUCAUCCUUGAAAAAGAUCAUUUCGAUCGAGUUGAUCGAAUUAACCCACCAAGUCAAGAAGAAUUGGAUCUUCUCGAUCUCGCACCUGGUUUAAGCGAGUAUUCGCGACUUGGUUGCCAGGUAGUUUAUAUCACAAGUCGUAAUUCUUUAAAUUUGUCGUGCAGGGUCGUCGGCGACUCUGUGCUGAACGUUGUUCUAAACAACAAUAUACCGCUGGACGGUUACGGUGCUUGUCAAGGCAACCUUGGAUGUGGAACGUGUCAUGUCGUACUUUCACCAGAGCACUACGAACGUGUAGAUCGAAUCAAUCCGGUGCAAGAAUUAGAGCAAGACCUUCUCGAUGGCGUUCCCGAAUUGACAGACCAUUCUCGACUAGGAUGCCAAGUUAGAGUUGUGCAAAUAGAAGCAGAUGAUCCAGAUACGAUAGUAGUCAAGGUUGGCGAUUCUAUGUUAGAUGUUGUUCUCAAUGACGAUUUGCCUUUGAUCGGUUAUGGUGCUUGUCAAGGCACGCUUGGCUGUGGUACUUGUCAUGUAAUACUCUCACCAGAACAUUUCGAACGUGCUGGUCGGACCAGCCCACCGGACGAGGAGGAGCUGGAUCUUCUCGAUAAGGUGCUAGAGCAGACUGACCAUUCACGAUUAGGUUGUCAGAUUUGCUGUCCUAUGCUUCCAAUACUCAAGACCGAUUUAGGUGAAGGUUACUGCGGAAGAUCCAGAUACAAUAGUUGUCAAGCUGCCAGUGCAAAGGAGGGAUGCGCGAACAAUGGAGUAGAAGAAAAGUCACUGCUAAUUUUUGAAAUGUUAACUGGUCGAGCUCUGUCGUCAUUGCUCCGAUAUUACAAAUUUUUGCCGUGUUCCAAAUCUAUACAAUCGUUGAAUGUCGCUUUCAAUUCUGGCUUAGUGCGGUCCGCUUCCACUAAACGGGUUGAGUUCAUAUGUGGAGAAGAGAAGUUUGUUGGGACGGCAAAGCUGGGAGAUACCUUACUAGAUGUUGUUGUGAAUAACGAUCUACCUUUGGAUGGUUAUGGCGCUUGUGAGGGCACACUUGCAUGUUGUACGUGUCAUGUAGUACUUUCACUAGAACAUUUUGAACGAGUGGAGCGGAUCAAUCCAGCCGGAGAAGAGGAGCUGGAUCUUCUUGAUCUAGCCCCAGAGUUGAGCGACUAUUCCCGACUGGGUUGUCAGGUACAAGUAGAGGCGGAGGAUCCAGAUACGAUAGUUGUCAAAGUACCUGUGCAGAAAGUGGAUGCCCGGACGUUAGAAUAG
Messenger RNA from Haemonchus placei, 1644 nucleotides. The record is from the annotation of a GenBank genome assembly. NCBI's taxonomy places the organism in Eukaryota, Metazoa, Nematoda, Chromadorea, Rhabditida, Trichostrongylidae.